Molecule: messenger RNA, 2016 nt
Organism: Aspergillus welwitschiae
Lineage: Eukaryota; Fungi; Ascomycota; Eurotiomycetes; Eurotiales; Aspergillaceae
Product: transcription factor domain-containing protein
Exons: 7
Coding region: 1-1755 (584 amino acids)
Biological process (GO): regulation of DNA-templated transcription; DNA-templated transcription
Molecular function (GO): zinc ion binding; DNA binding; DNA-binding transcription factor activity, RNA polymerase II-specific
Source: RefSeq, a predicted model, not a curated record
AUGAGCUCCCGCAAGCCUAUUUCGAUCCGUUGCAAUAGGCUUGACCCCAGAUGCGACAAAUGCGAUGCUGUCGGGGCAGUAUGUACUUAUCUGCCGCGAAAACAACGGUCCACCAAGCGAAGGCCGCUAGACGAUAAAAAUGUCCUCUCCGAAAUCCUUAGGCGACUCGAGCGUCUAGAAGAUCACUGUAUGAUCGACUCAGACCUAGAUCAGCCAGCAGAUGCAUCUCGUUCAAUGUCCAUCGGCUCGGAAGAUGACACAUCCCCAAGCGUUCCACCCCGCGGCAUUGAGUCUCCUCUGCCAGCAGCACAGGGCGUAGCUCAGACUAUUUUGAGGGGGCUAAAGGACGAAAAUACUAGGUCACUUCUCAGUUCCAAUGUGUUUUGUCACCUCAAGACCGUGGAGUCUCGCUUCUGGGGGAACGAGAAGUGCAUCCAGGCCAUAGAGGUCGCCAUGCGAGAGAUCUCGCAGUUGGAGAACGUAGAAACCGCAAAGCCAAAGGCUUCCCCUGUCAUCACAAAAGAAACAGCACACAAAUGGAUAGAAUUAUAUUAUGAGGCGUACCAAUUCGAGGGUUUCCGAAUUCCCUUUGAAAGAAAUUUCAUCCUCUCCCUCCCGGAUCUCCUUCACAACCCACAUGUUCAACUCGACCCAACAAUACGAAUUGUGUAUUACAACGUCCUCUUUCAAGGGUUUUUGGUGGACCCGGACCCCUAUCCCAACAGAGGCGCCAUCGUGGAAUUCCUUUGCCACUCCUGUAUGGAGCUAACGGAAAGCUGGCUAGCCCAGAUUAAGAAUACCCCGGCUGACUUGUUCGCUGCCUUCUUUAUGAUGUCCAUGUCUCUUGAAGCUUGCAACAGUGAACUGUCCUGGAGGAUUGUGGCCCAUGCUUGCACUAUUGCUCGAGCUCUUGGAUAUUUCUCUGUUGAUGCCGACCAACCAACACCCAGACAGCAAAUCUUGCGACCAGGCGGUCCCCUUGAUCCUAAAAGUGAGAUCGAGAAGAACAGGAUGCGCUUUGAAUUUUGGCACUUACUACGAACGGACUGCGUAUUCCGCUUGUCCUUUGGUAAACCAGCGCUCAUUGCCGACGGGUCUUGGACGGUAAAUUUUCCGGAUCCGAGUAUCACUGGAGUUGAUCACGCAUCCACCCGGUUCAUACAAAUCCAUUUCUUUGCUUCCAUGCGUCUCACGUUGGUUCUGAUAAAAUAUUUGGACAUGGUCGAUGCGGAACCCGACGUGGACACACCCGAGUACGAUAGGACAAUAGAUGGUCUCAUUGCCGAGGUCCAAACCAUCAUGUCCGACUGGUCGCCGGAGGAACUCCUUACUACGACUACGAACCGCAUGGAUACCUGGUUUUGCGUGGACAUCCUAUUCAGCAGCUACAAAAUGCUCAUCGUUUUCUACCAAGCGAAGAAAUGUAACCAAGAUAGCCAAUUCCUACCAUAUCACACGGUCGACAUUGCACGGAAGAGCCUUCAUAUGUCCCGGUCCCUCAUGUCGUCCUCUACACACCCAUAUUGGGGUAUCAGUCUCAUCCUUCUCCAUCAGUUUGUUCCAUUAUUUAUUGUCUCCAUGAAUAUGAUCGGAUCUCCGGAGUGUGGAAAUGCCGAAGCCGAUCUCGGUCUAGUGUCUUGGUUUAACCAAUUCGUCGAGACGGCGGCCCAGGAGCGAGGGGAGCUCAAACCAUUGAGUAUCAUAAUGAAGGCAAUGGCUAUAGCCUCUCAACACUCGGUGACAGGCUCACAUUGAUGCUGUAUUCAAUUCCAAGGUUUCGUCUUGGAUUGAAAGGCUGAAAUCGAUAUGAUGCCGUCAUCGAACUGUUUUCUCUGGGACGAAACCAGGAGGCUAUAGGCCGGAUUAUAUAUAGUACUCAGUAUAUAUGAGACUUCAAUGCUUUCGUCCUCCUGGGUCAUAUUCGAAUGAUAUCUCCCCCAUAUCCAUUCUCAUGGAAUGAACUUCCCGCUUUGUCAGCGGCGCGCUAGUACCAUAUCGGGAGAUCAGCCUAUCAGC